CUAUCGCUAGUGCAGUGAACGUCACAAAGUAACGCGCGCGUAUCACCGCGAGACACACUCGCGUUUCAAAUAUCGGAACAUUGUAAAAAUUACUUCAACAUUAACAUUUUUACAUGCUAAUUAUAUUCAGUUAUUUUAUAUAAUACCUUAAAACAGUUUAGUGAUGGAAUAAAAUUGAUUACUGUUGAUUAGCAUAACAUGUUUUGUAAAUAGUGUGAGUGGACUGAAGUGAUAAAAGAAAAUUAUAUAAAAAGUGUCCAAUAAUAUAUAAAGAUGCGCGUGCGAUGGUGGCGCGCUGUGUUAUUGUGUGCAUGCGCACUGGUUCUUCGAAGUGACGCGUUGCCGCCGGCUACCCUUGGUGACGUCGUCGCCAACGCCGCUACCAGUCUAAAUUCUAUGAAAGUUACAGGAGCAUGGCGUAGACUAUCUAGCACUGUAAGUGAAUCGGUUGGAUUGAAGCAUGCGUUAAGACGGCUGCAAGCUGUACCCGCUCGCGCUGCCCGCCUCGUGCAUGCACUAGUAGACCGAAUGCGCGUAGGUGGAGGGCCGAUUGUCUCCACCCAGCUUGGAACACUGAGAGGAAGGAAACUAGUCGCCAGGACUACGUCACAGACCUCUUACUAUAGUUUUAAAGGAAUCAGAUAUGCGCAACCACCACGCGGUCCCCUCCGAUUCCGACCGCCAGUUCCUCUGGAACCGUGGUCGGGUGUUCGGGACGCGUUAGAGGAGGGCGCCGUCUGCCCUCACAGAUUCAUGCUCUUCGACACUUACAAAGGCGACGAAGAUUGUCUAUUUCUCAAUGUGUACACACCAGCACUACCUGACAAACUCACAGGAUACAAUCCGAAGUUGGCAGUAAUGGUAUGGAUACACGGUGGCGCUUUUGCUGUUGGCUCCGGUAAUGCAUUUCUCUACGGGCCGGAUCACCUUGUGGGCGCCGGAGUCGUGCUCGUCACUCUCAACUACAGGCUGGGGGCAUUAGGAUUCUUAAGUCUUGAAACCGAGGAAGUGUCCGGAAAUAUGGGACUUAAGGAUCAAGUGAUGGCGCUGAAGUGGGUGCGAGAUAACAUUGAAAGCUUCGGAGGCGACCCAAAUCGAGUGACCAUCUUUGGCGAGUCAGCUGGAGCGGCUUCUGUACAUCUACAUAUGCUCUCUAAUUCGUCGCAGGGUCUUUUCCACGGUGCUAUUGCUCAAAGCGGUUUGGCGUUGUCUCCUUGGGCACUGGCGCAGAACCCUCAAGCGCGGGCAUUCGAACUCGGCCGAGAGUUAGGCAUCGAUACAAAUAACACAGCCGAAUUGCUUGGCUAUCUCAGAGCAACUCCAAGUGAGCUUAUAAUAAAAGCUGGAGCACGGCUUACCGGUGCAAUAGGAAAGAACGCUGACUUGCAAAGUACAGUAGCGCUGCCUUUCCUGCCUGUGGUAGAGCCCGACGUGCCUGAGGCUUUCCUUACUACAUAUCCGAAGGAGCUUCUCCCAGGAGCAGAUGUUCCUUUACUCACAGGCUACAAUGCACAGGAAGGAAUCAUACUGUUUAGACGGCUUCAACGAGAUCCAAAGCUAUUAAGCGAGUUAGAUCGUGAGUUUGAACGAGUGGUACCACCAGAACUCAGUUCACAUGACGAGAAGACUGUUAAGAAGAUAGCUGCCAUGAUUAGGGCUUCCUACUUCCAACAUCGGCCAGUCGAUAUGCACAAUAUAAACAGCCUCAUUGAUCUUUUCACUGAUAUAAUGUUCCUUCGACCUUUAUUGGAGACCAUACGACUACAGGCUGAAACAAAUAGAACUAGCCCUACCUACGUGUAUAGAUUUGCUUUCGACGGUGCUCUAGGGCUUUUCAAGCGCAUGAUGGGUAUUACUCACCCCGGUGCAUGCCACGGAGACGAAAUGGGUUACCUCUUCUACUUCUCGAGGUUGAACUACAGACUAGACGAGGAUUCUCCAGAGUUAGCUGUUUCCAAACGAAUGAUUCAGUUGUGGACAAAUUUUGCCAAAACUGGCAAUCCAACGCCACCUGUAGACUACGAAUCCGUGGUGGAUUUCAAAUGGCUUCCAGUAAAUGAUACGACUCACAUCGACUACCUCAAUAUUAAUAGUAAAUUCACAUUAGAAAAAGAUCCAGAAUCUAUAAGGGUGCGUUUCUGGGAUUGGAUGUAUGAAAAUUAUGCCAAAUCAUGAAAAUAAGUGACAGAACAUUGGAAUUAGAUAAUGACUUACAAAUUUCGGUGAUAGAUAUGAAGUAAGUCUAGUGUAGUGCAAAAUAUGUGAACACGUUUGUGCUACAAUUGUGUAAAAAGGACCAUUGGAUCUCAGUUCUAGCUGGAUUACAAAGUACGAAUGCUUACCAAAUAGUAAUUAAUACUUAUUAGCUAGGAUUCCGUACCGUUGGUACAAAAAGAAACGUUUGUGUCAAUAUUAGAUAUUAUAAAGAAUCUAGAAAACAAAAUUUCUGAUUAUUGUUUUUUAAAAAGCAAAGCUUUCUAGAUCGGACAUCUAAAAAGUAUGUCAAAUAAAACAGAUGUUUAGUGUUUUCCCUUAUACAGUAAAAUUCCAAAUUCUACCAAAUGUUUGUCAGCUAUGUUUGUCAUCUUUGUAAAUUUGAAAAGGAAUUAAGUAUAAACUGACAGAGUACGAAUAUGCUUAAUUCGUCUCCAUCAUCACUCCUUUUUCAAGGAUGCCAUAAGACUAACAUGGUAGUGAUUCUCAUCUAUGGGAAAUGACCCAUGUCCAGCAAUGGGACAAUAAUGAGUGAUUAUUGUCCCAUUGCUGGACAUAAGUUAUUAUGCGUCCCCUUUUCUUCCUCUACUUCAAAAUACAAUAAUUUUAAUGAAACCACACGAAUUCACAUUAAUCCAAACAGUUUACAUGUUACGUUCUUUUAAAUUUCUUUUAUUCUGUUUAAAAUGAAAAAAAAAUCAUGAAUAUAAUAUUUUAUGUUAUCUAUUUGA
Messenger RNA from Galleria mellonella (greater wax moth), 2945 nucleotides. RefSeq names its product carboxylic ester hydrolase-like. Gene Ontology annotation, molecular function: hydrolase activity. The record is from RefSeq and is a predicted model, not a curated record. The coding region runs from base 274 to 2175 and encodes 633 amino acids. The transcript has 11 exons. Lineage: Eukaryota; Metazoa; Arthropoda; Insecta; Lepidoptera; Pyralidae.